AUGUGAACUUAGAUGACAUAAACAAAAUGUUCCGUGUUUUUUGUUUUGAAGAAAUCACGAAAAACCUUGAUCUAGAAAAAUUGACAGAUGAUUAUUUGUUGCUUGGAGUUAGAGAUGGCAAAACAAUUUGCAUCACUGACGUAAUUAACGGUUCUUUUGAUGAUGUUAACGAGUUAUUAGAUGAACAUCAUCAUCAUCAUCAUCCAUUAUCAUCGCAAAAUCGGACAAACGAAAACGAACCAACAACAUCAUCACCAUCAUCAUGUAGGUUAGAAAUUGUGGGGGUGGUGGUUGCACGUGAUGAAGAACAAAAAAAUGUCGUUGGGACUCUCGUGCUUAAAAAACAGAAUAGAAAACUAAAAAUUGCUCCUUUCAUCACAAUGACUGUUAACAAAAAUGAAGAAAAUAAUAAUAACCAUUUUACAAUACGACUAUACUGUGAUGAUGAUGAUCAUGACAAACUUUCAACGAGUUCAGCUGUCACUAACAUUAGUGCUUUGGUGUUUUAUGAUAGAAAUGAGUUUGCCUGUUCAUGUUUGAUUGAUAGCCGGGUGAUGUCGGAACCAGAUAGCUGCAUCUCCAUCAUUCAUCAUGCACUUGUGCUGAGUCAACAUGCCGUGAAAUAUUUAAAUAAGAAGUUAUCAUCAUCACACAUUAUGGAGGAUGAUUGUGAAAUGAAAUUCAGAGAAUUUGGAUUUGUUGCCAACUUUUCUUACAUCAUCUUCCUUUAUGUGAUCUCAUUCACCGACUUCUUUAUUCCUUCAAUUAGUUUUCCAAGCAUUCCAGUCAUCAGCCUGCCAUCCAUUGUGAAGCACGUUCUACAGAAAUAUAGCGAGGUCCACAAUCUUGUCACAUCUGUCAAUCAUCAUCCAACAAGGUUCAACCAGUUGAGGUUUAAAAACUUCCUGUGUCUCACAUUGAUUGACACUUUUGUGGGCGUGGUCAUCAUGAACCUCUUCCUGCAGCCUGACCAGUUGGAUGAGCUGGCAUCGAUUCUCUUAUCGGCUGCGGAGUGGAUAGGUGACAGACUGGAACAGCUGAUCUUCUGGCUGCAGAACAAUCCAGCUGGCCUCAAGUUGAAUGGACCCCUCACCAAUUUCCUAUCUCAUUUCUUCCUCUAUCACGUCUUCCUCUGGAAGGCCUACCUGGCCCUGCUCAUCCCCGUCCUCUCCUCCAUCUUGCGGGCAUGCGUCCUCAGUGGCAUCUUCGGGCUCACCAUGCAGUGCUGCAUCAUGAGGGACCUCCUCUCCAUCAUGACCCUCCACGUCUACUGCUUCUAUGUCUAUGCUGCCAAAUUGUACAGUCUGCAGUUGGUAGCCCUGAAGCCACUGUGCAGGUUGUUCAUGGGCAAGAAGUUCAACAGGUUGAAGUUGAGGGUGGACAGUGUGGAGCACGUGAUGGACGCCAUGUUUGUCGGCACCCUCAUUUUCACCAUUCUCUUUUUCAUCCUGCCUACCACUCUCGUAUUCUACAUUGUCUUUCUUGCGCUCCGGCUGACGACUCUGAUGUUGCAUGUGCUGAUGAGUUCGUGCAUCGUCCUCCUCAACAAUGUUCACAUCUACUGGCUCUACGUCAGGUGUUUCACUGGAUGCAAGUUGAAAUGCUUAACUAAAGUUCAGGUGCGUUCUUACAAACCUCUAUGCUUCAAACUGAACUUGCAGCCACUCAACCUCUUGGAGCUCAUCAAACUUUCCUCAUCAUUCUCCUCCUCCCCAACUUCAUCCCCAUCACCAGCACCGUCACAAUCUUCAUUUCCUCCAUCAUCUGCCUCAGCUUCUUCAUCAUCUUCAAUGUCAUCUUCAAUGUCAUCUUCAGUGAAAAGUUUCGUGAAAAAAUGUCUGACCGGUGAUCUUAUCUAUCCUUGGAUUGAUAAGCAGAAUAAAUUAAUGGAAAAUUAUUGACGUUCUUGUGUCUCUCUACAUAUUUCUUCUUUUGUCAGUUUGACGUUUGGAAUUUGGUCACGCAAACCACUUUCUCAUUAGGUCAUCCAGAGAUAUAUAAUAUAAUAAUACCACAAUCAUCCAUGCACAAUAAACUGGUAACGAAUUUAUUUUUGUUAUUCUUCGUUUCGUCAUCCUCACAUCUACAUGACGUCAUUUCAAUUUCGCGUGACGUCACAUUCAGUAAUGUUUAUAAACUCCCCACGUACAUACUGAUACACAAUACUGAUUAUAUUUUUUAAUAUUUUAAUAAAGUGCCUUUCAAAUGAUUGAUGAAAAUAAAAAAUUUAACAUACUGAA
Molecule: messenger RNA, 2240 nt
Organism: Helobdella robusta
Lineage: Eukaryota; Metazoa; Annelida; Clitellata; Rhynchobdellida; Glossiphoniidae
Exons: 9
Coding region: 27-1901 (624 amino acids)
Biological process (GO): GPI anchor biosynthetic process
Cellular component (GO): endoplasmic reticulum; membrane
Source: RefSeq, a predicted model, not a curated record